UGUUUGCACCUUCCUCCAUCUAAUCCAUCCUGAUAAAGACAGUAAGACACCCUUUUCAUUUCCGAACUUAAUUUUAUACACACCCUCUCUCCCUACUCCCAACACUAAAACCCACAACAAUUCAUCUCCACCCAUCAAAUUACAAAAAAUACUAUGAACGAAAUAGAGCACAGAAAAAUUGUGGUAAUUGUAGAAGAAUCAGAAACAGCAAGAACAGCUUUAAAAUGGGCACUUCAAAACUUGGUUCGGUACGGCGACGUUUUAACCCUUCUUCAUCUUUGUCCUUAUUACCCUCCAAGGUCUUCGCGUAACAAGAAGAAAAUUAGACUUCUUAGAUUAAAGGGUUAUCAAUUAGCUCUCUCUUUCAAAGACAUUUGUACUUCUUCCUCUUUCAAUACAAAAAUAGAGAUAGUGGUGACAGAUGAUGAUGCAGAAGGGGAGAAAAUCGUGGGACUGGUUAGAGAAAUGGGAGCUUUUGCCUUAGUUCUUGGCCUUCAUGAUCGUAGCUUUUUCUACAGAUUGGCAAUGAGACAUGAUAAUAUUACAAAAACAUUAAACUGCAAAGUUCUAACUAUCAAGCAAUCGGCUAGACGAACAAUCCCUUUGUCAGGUUCAGGUUCAGGUUCGAGUUCAAAUUCAGGGCAACUGAUGAAAUACAACUCUUCCUUUACACAACUCGAAGCUUCACUCAAUUUAGAAUUUACUCAAAUUGAAGUUGCUCCGUUGCAACUCCCUGAUAUAACUCCACAGAAAAUACCAUACCAAAUAUGUCCAAGCCCUUCAGCAAUUAUAUGGAGAUCUAAGAAGACUAGGAGGAGACACAAGUGACAAGACCAACUCUAUUUCCUACUUUAUUCAUAUACUCUUUUUCUUUAUUUUAAAGUUUUGGGUUUCUUUACUACUCCAUUAUAGUCUUUUUCUUGCUCAUUAUUAUCUUUUUUUUUCUCUAAUAUGAAUGAUACAACUGGUUUUAGUUAGUUUUCGAUUUGUUAGUUGGUGCAAAAACUCGUGAAAAAAAAGCGAUGGAGAAGUUAAAUCAUGCAAAUGGGUGGUUUUUUUGAAAGUGUUGUUAUUUUAUGUUUGUUGCUUGUUGUAUGACACUUUUUGUGCAAGGGUGAAGUUGGGUAUGUAUAAGGCAACCAAUCGUAUAUAAUCCUUUAGAUUUAAA
Molecule: messenger RNA, 1168 nt
Organism: Amaranthus tricolor (Joseph's coat)
Lineage: Eukaryota; Viridiplantae; Streptophyta; Magnoliopsida; Caryophyllales; Amaranthaceae
Exons: 4
Coding region: 154-828 (224 amino acids)
Source: RefSeq, a predicted model, not a curated record